Molecule: messenger RNA, 2249 nt
Organism: Melitaea cinxia (Glanville fritillary)
Lineage: Eukaryota; Metazoa; Arthropoda; Insecta; Lepidoptera; Nymphalidae
Gene: eEF5
Product: eukaryotic translation initiation factor 5A
Exons: 4
Coding region: 105-587 (160 amino acids)
Biological process (GO): positive regulation of translational termination; positive regulation of translational elongation
Molecular function (GO): ribosome binding; RNA binding; translation elongation factor activity
Source: RefSeq, a predicted model, not a curated record
GUCGGUCACAUGUGAGUGUCGAUAAAUAUCUUAGUUUUAUCGUGUAACUGCUUUCAGUAGUCUUAAUUAUUAUUUUCAUCAACGUAUUUUAAAUAAAAAACAAAAUGGGUGACAUUGAGGAUACUCACUUCGAGACCGGGGACUCUGGUGCGUCGGCCACUUUUCCUAUGCAAUGUUCAGCCCUACGCAAAAACGGUUUUGUCAUGCUGAAGGGUCGUCCCUGCAAGAUCGUCGAGAUGUCCACAUCUAAAACCGGCAAGCACGGUCACGCUAAAGUACAUCUUGUUGGAAUUGAUAUUUUCAACGGAAAGAAAUAUGAAGAUAUAUGCCCGUCCACCCACAACAUGGACGUACCCCACGUGAAGCGUGAGGACUACCAGCUAACCGACAUAUCUGAUGAUGGCUACCUUACACUCAUGGCCGACAACGGUGACCUUCGUGAGGACCUAAAGAUCCCUGAUGGAGACCUCGGCACACAGCUUCGCUCAGACUUCGACAGCGGCAAGGAGUUGCUGUGCACCGUGCUGAAGUCCUGCGGUGAGGAAUGCGUCAUCGCGGUGAAGGCGAACACGGCCCUCGACAAAUAAACUGACUCAGCAUUUAUAGGGACUAUAAUAAACAUUUCAUUUUUUAUACACAAUCAACAACUCUACAUAAAUGUAAAACAUAAUAUUAUGUAUAAUUUAACGUAAAUUUGUUUCGACGCCGGCCGUCGCCGUCCCCUCCCGUCCGCCGGCCUUCGUGUAACUUGCGAAAAAACAUUGCGAGUUUUAUUACGAUAUCGUUUUUUGAAAGAAGGUUCUCGAAGUAAAUGAUCGUCGCCCAUAGACCAGAUAGCUUCGACGCUAGAUUUGAAUUAAUUAGGACCGAAAGCGAUGCGAUGGCCUGCGACGGACGGCGGCGACACUUCACGUUUGUUUUGUUUUGUUUGUUCUCUUUUCGCUUCCUAAGUCUCAUAGUUAUUUUGCUAGCCGUUUGCGAAAGACAUCGGAGCCAACGGAAAGAUGGACGCAGACUUGAAGCUAUCAUAAUUUAACGCUAAUUUAAUCAAUAUAACAGAACCGAUAAAAAAAAUAAAAAUUACAAAAAAAUAGAAAUAAAGAGAAAUUCUUGAAUGUGGUGUGUGAUUGAUCUGUCCUCGUGAGCGACCCUUCCGUGUAACACUCAUCUGUUCAAAUUGCCUCCUUUCGGAGUCGUUUCUAUACACAUUUCACAAAAUUAGCCAAGUGUCGAAGCCGAUCGGUGACAAAGACUGACCACUGUCACUCGAAAAUCCAAUAUUUUCAGUCAAGACUGAAAUGCAUUUUUUAGAUAAAAUAGUUGAUUAUUCUUAUAUAAACUUAGCACUAGACGAGUACGUGCUCGAGGCCUUUCCUUGCUCUCUUUGAUUUGAACGUAUGAAGUAUGUUACCGAAUGGCUCGCGUAGGUAUAGUUCCGUAGGGUACUAUGCACUUGUAUAUCCUUUAAAUUAACGUUUUAUUAACAUCAAAUUGUCAAAGACGAUAUGAUAUACUAAUACUAUGUAAGAAUGUAAGGUAAGGCCCUAUAGAAAAAAAAAAUAUUUUUUUAUUCAUACAUCGCAAUUUGUAAAAACUACAAAAUCUUAGACUGUCUGUCAGUUUGAAAUGUACAUUAUUUUCGAAAUUGCAUAAUCGUUGUUGUUGGUGAAGUUUUUAUACUUAGCAGCUUGUAAUCAAGUUUUUAUUUAUAAACAGAACUAAAGUAUUUGUAAAGACAUCCGCAGAUGUAAAAUAAAAUACUUUAGUAACGAGGAUAUUUUUCUUUUAUGGACAAAAUGAAAACCUUAACGCCGUCGCUACUAGUUCGAUAAUGAAAUAAUACCAAUGUUGACACUCGUAAGAGAUAAUUUGUUUUGUGAAAUUAUCUGUCUCGGAACCAGCGUUGAAUCGCUUUAUGAUAGAGCAAAUUCUUAAGUAUCUUUGUGAAGUGAAACGUCAAGUUUACGAUGUAAGUAACUAUUAAGCAAUUAUUUACUUUUUUACGGGCAAGGGUUGGAUCGUAAUCUGUGCGAUGAUAUUAAGUGAUGAAUUUGUAUAUACGUAAGAAUUGAAUAAAAGGAUGUUAGUAAUAUUAAAAAAUUCAAUAUUCAACAUUUGUGCAAUUUUUUACGUAUAUUAUUUUGUCAAUGUGCAAACAUUACCGAAUUAAAUAGCAUCAGCUAAUUAAUAAAUAUAUGUGAAUUGCAGUAACUAUUUAAAAGUGUCGAAUUAAAAUCUGUACAAAACGA